This is a messenger RNA of Lytechinus pictus (painted urchin), 5073 nucleotides long. RefSeq names its product histone-lysine N-methyltransferase EHMT2-like. Gene Ontology annotation, molecular function: zinc ion binding; histone H3K9 methyltransferase activity; p53 binding. Gene Ontology annotation, cellular component: nucleus; chromatin. The coding region runs from base 248 to 4024 and encodes 1258 amino acids. The transcript is spliced from 23 exons. NCBI's taxonomy places the organism in Eukaryota, Metazoa, Echinodermata, Echinoidea, Temnopleuroida, Toxopneustidae. Gene Ontology annotation, biological process: peptidyl-lysine dimethylation; negative regulation of transcription by RNA polymerase II. The record is from RefSeq and is a predicted model, not a curated record.
GCGCUGGGUCAAUACAUGUGAGAGAAUCUAUUGUAAAACAAAAUAAAAUAAAAGUCCCGCCAGUUGAGGAAAGAUGGUAAUUGUGUGCUAUAGGCUUGCCCUUGGAUUUUAAUUCACGUUCACAGUGGAGUAAGAGUGAUAUACCAGUUGCUUGUUUUUGCAUUUGUUUAAUGGGAAUGCAGAUUUCAACUCUUUUAUUUUUUAUUUAAACUGAGCUAAGAUUGGUAAUUCCUGCAACAUAUUCAGAAUGAAGACGAGGGGAAGGAUUUAUAGAUAUGUGGGAGAAGUGAUUACCAAGGUAAGUGAGCAGCCUCUAAAUGAGACCAUGUCUGGUAAACCUGACAAGACUGCUGGUGAAGCUUCAGAUGCUGCAAAGUCUGGUACCCCAGCAGAAUCUGAAAAGGGUCAAGGAGAUUGCCAAGACAAAGCACCUGUUUCGCUUCUGAAGUCGUCGGACGACAAAGCCUCAGACAGCGAUGGUGAACAGAGUCAGAGACGGCGGCCAAUUAGAAAAGGUGUCACGAAGGUUGCUGGUGAUGGCUCAAAGAGUGGAGAUGAAGGCAGAGAGAAAACAGAAGCAGAAGGAAUCAUAAAGGCAACUCCAAGUUUGGUACAAGAUGUGGCGCAGGAUGGCUCAGGAGCGCCAGUGGAAGUAGUGAAUGGUGAAGCUAGUCCAGCAGUACAAAGAGCACCAUUACAGGAGAUAACAAUAGAUACAGAUGCCAGAAACAAGGUUGCAGAAAAGCUGAUGUUGUCUAUGACGAGUCCAGGAAGAAUCAUGAAAGCCAGGAAGUCAUUCCCAUCAAAAAAGGCAAGAGGAUUGAGUGCCAAUGAUGAUCUUGAUGAUGAUGAUGAAGACAGUAUUGAAGAGUAUGUAGCCCUUUCUGAUCAGGCUGAGAGCGAAGAUGCCUUUGAGAUGGUUCCUGGCAGAAUAGAUAUGCCAGAUAUGAGUACCAGUAGUGACACAGCAGGUGAUGAACGAAGUACUCUGAGUGAACCAGAAGGCAGUUUAGGCUCAGAGAGUAGUUCUUCAGUGCCUUCAACAAAUUCAGGUAAAUCCAACAGAAAAGUAGUGCCUGCUGACAAACAAAGCGGUAAAAAAUCUGCGAAUGCUAAAGCAAAAAAUCAGAGGUCUCAUCCUGAAAGAGUGGUGCAACUACAUGUUGGUGGAGAAGAGGCCAUGGACACUGGAGCUGCAAACAGGAGAACCAUUGUAAACACAGCAGGAGCAGUUGACCUACUUUCUGCAGGCACUUCAAAAGCCUCUGUCAAAGCUAGUGCCAGAGACCCAGGACACGUUCCAGAGCAGCCUGAUCAAGAGCAGAUGCAAAUGCAAUCAGCCAGUGAGCCGGUAGCUGGGACCGCAGCAGAGUCGCAGCUUCCACUAUCUGGUACCUCUACCCCUGUAGCAGACUUUCCAGUUGGGAAUGCAGGGUCGAUGAUUCCAGAUAGCACUGCAAUUGCCAAAGGGAUGCCGGUUAAGAGAAGCACAAGACAACGUAAGCCAACUCACUUUGGACAACAUGUAAGGAGGAAGAGGUCGAAAAAUGUUUCAGACUCUGAUUCUACUGAUCAUCAAUCGGAGGGUAGUGUAGAUGCUGCAAGGUUCAAGAAGGUCCGUCGCUCAAAUGGUAUUGAAAAUACUGGGGCAGAACAUAGCUAUGCACGAAGAGAUAAGCAAGGUCCGGUUGCAUUGACCCUCCCUGAUUCUGCAGGAGAUUACUCAAAACGUGGGUUGGAACCACCUCUGUGUUGCUGCAAGAUGGAACAGGCGAGGCCUGCCACUGUGGUGGCCACAACCUGUGAGGCUUUAGAAGUUGUCAAAGGAAAUAUUGCUGUGUGUGGGAACAAGGUGGAGUCAAUGACAGUUUUAAGACCAUCAACAAGAAUCCCAUACAGAGCACUUUGUCCUGAUCACAGAGUGAAGAUGAUUGAACAUAAAUGCUGCCCAGGAUGUGGAUGUUUCUGUUCAACGGGUACAGUCAUGUCUUGCACCAUCGAGAAGAUCCACCAUACAUUCCACAAAGAGUGCAUCCGAGAGAUCGAAGGCACCCUCUACUGUCCACACUGCGGCGACGACGCGACCUUCGCCAAGGAGAUCAAACUCCCCAUCACCCCUGAGCUGGAGAAGAUGAAGACUUUACCAGGGUCGGUCCUCCUCAGCUACGGACAGAUCAAGCUUCCGAGGGCACUCCUGGAGACCCUAACCGGGAUCUCGGGGUCGGUUCUUAGUACUACACCAAGGGGUGAAGGUGGAGAGGCUGUUGCUGGUGGUGCCAAAGAAAAAAGUUCUAUGAGAGCAAGGAUUUCAUCAAGUAAGAAAUCUCAAGGAGAAGCUACAGAGAAUGGCGUUGCAGAAGAAAGUCAGGAGAAUACAAAGAAAUUUACACUUAAAAAUGGCAUUGUUAUUACUACAGCCUCACUGCCAGCUGGUCCCUCCAAGGACACCCUAGAGAAGGCUUUGGACUUCUUAGAUCCCAUCAAUCCAAGGAGACAGAGGUUUCAUCCAAAGAAUCUCUACAUGGCCUCAACAAAUGGGGAGAUGGACAAAGUCUUACAAAUGCUUAGUGAAGGAUUUGAUCCCAACUAUCGGUUCCCCACCCAUAACCUUGAAACACCUCUCCAUGGCGCUGCUUCUAAAGGUCACCUUGAUAUCAUUUGUCUUCUACUUCAAUCUGGUGCUAACAUUGAUGCUGUAGAUGCAAAUCUAGCUACUCCUGUGCAUUCUGCAGCUGAUAACUCUCAUCUCACUUGUGUUCAGUACUUGGUCACCUGUGGUGCAAAUGUAAAUCAUAAGGAUGAUGAAGGGUCAACAGUUCUUCACAUAUCCACCAAGAAUGGUAAUAUGGAGAUGCUUGGCUACCUCCUCACUCUCAAUAAGAUUGAUCUUAAUUUACAGGAUAAUGGUGGUUGGACGCCAGUAAUCUGGGGUGCUGAUUACAAGAAUGCUGUCUCAGUCAGGUAUCUACUAGAACAUGGAGCUGAUCCAUUUGUCAGGGAUAAGGAGCAGAAUAUUGGUCUACAUUGGGCUGCAUACUCAGGCUGCCAAGACGUGAUGGAAGUGUUCUUGAAUAAUAACAAAGACAACACAGACCAUCUCAAUGCUCUCAACGUUCAUGGAGACACUCCAUUGCAUAUAUCAGCAAGGGAAAAUCACUAUGGAUGUGCCAUGCAGCUGUUAGUACGUCAUGCCGAUGUGACAAUCAAGAACAAUGAGAAUGAGCUUGCCCUGGAUUGCUCUAAACCAAAGUCCGAUGUCUACCUUGCCAUCCAAGCUAAUAUCCGAAUGAAGAUGGCCAUUAAGAGGAGAAACAUUCGAUCAGAGGUCAUCUUGUCAAGAGACAUAGCUCACGGCCUCGAGAACAUUCCUAUCCCUGUCGUGAACUCGGUCAACGAUGAUGGCGUCCCAACGGAUUUCCUUUACGUCAAGGACAACUGUGAGACGUCGAGACUGAACAUUGACAGGAGUAUCAAACACAUGCAGGGUUGUAGCUGUGCUGAUGACUGCUUCAGUGAAGCGUGUGCCUGUAGUAGAAGUAGUGUUAGGUGCUGGUAUGAUAAGGAUGGACGUCUGAUGCCAGACUUCAACUACCAGGAGCCUCCUAUGAUCUUUGAAUGUAACAGAUCGUGCAGGUGCUGGACGAACUGCCGCAACCGCGUCGUCCAGAAGGGUCUCAGGAAACAUAUGCAGGUGUUCCGUAGUCCAGCGAUGGGAUGGGCUGUGCGGGUCAUGCAGGACGUCCCGAGGGGAUCUUUUAUAUGCGAGUAUGCAGGAGAGCUUUUAUCAGAUGCCGAUGCUGACCAAAGACAAGAUGAUUCCUACCUCUUUGACCUUGAUAAUAGGGAAGGUGAUGUGUACUGCAUCGAUGCCCGUUUCUAUGGUAACGUUAGCCGCUUCAUCAACCAUCGAUGCGAUCCUAACAUAGUUCCAGUCCGAGUGUAUAUUGAACAUCAGGAUCUCCGUUUCCCGAGGAUUGCUUUCUUUGCUUCCAAGGACAUCAGGGCUUAUGAGGAGUUAGGGUGAGUUCAAGCAUUCUUUAUUGUGUGAACAAAUGGUGGUGGUGGUGGUGUUGGUGGUAGUGGUGGUGGUUUUGGUGGUGGUGGUGUUGAUGAUGAUGAUGAUGAUAUUUUAGAUGGUGAUGAUAAAUUCAAAUUGUUUAUUCUAAUUAAAAGAGAAAAAUCCAUCAAGCAUAACACUGAAAAUUUUAUCAAAAUUGGUUGUAAAAUAAGAAAGUUAUGACAUUUUUAAAGUUGAAUUAAGAAGACUAUUCCAAAUAUUGAGAUAUUUACAUUAAUAGCAACCUUACAACCCCCCAAACACUAAUAGGUGAUUCGACCCCCCAUUUUCUUUUUUCAAAAUAGUGAAUUUGAACGAUUUAUCCCUACCCAUUUUCCCUGAGUUCGCUCCUGCAAUGCCUACCGAGACGGGUGUUCUUUGAGUGUGACGUCACCGGGGGGUAUUCGGUCCCGGUGUCGUAAACAAAGCAGUGCCGUUUUGUGUACUAUGCACGUACUCCUUCAUAUGGAAUAACUGCAGUUGAAGUUGUAUCUGCGAGCCAUAGAACUUGCAAAGAGGAAAUGAUUAAAAUAUUUGUGGCCGUACUAUUAUUCCAAAUAUGUGAAUUCCCUCAGAAUGAUACCAUAGACCCUAAAGGAAUAAUUUCAAGGUGAAUAAUAUUAAAUUUGAUCGAGAUCUUCUCACCAGUCGAUAACGUAGCAGACGUGUUAUUAUGACAUAUUUAUCCGCGUGUGACGCGGCUCUUGCAAAAAAACACAGUUGGUUGCGGAAUUGCUUUGUGCCGACCGGCCGCCCGCUCCGGCGCAGCUAGCUGUCGAGCGACCGUACCGUUCUUGUUGUCUUCAACCAUAGAGAUGUAUACUAAUUACUAUAUAUAUCUUUCUGUCUUCAACUCACUUGCGAAUUGCGUUUGUAUGUGUGACGGUGACCCCUAGCGUAAUUAAAUAUAGAAAACAACUCAGAAGGCCGAGAAAGAAUACUAUACGUUUGGUUCAAGAUUGUUCUGUGGAAUGAGCUAUGAGUGGAAAUGAUCCAGAGGAUAUAAAAGUGGAGUC